Messenger RNA from Exophiala bonariae, 2022 nucleotides. RefSeq lists its product as uncharacterized. Lineage: Eukaryota; Fungi; Ascomycota; Eurotiomycetes; Chaetothyriales; Herpotrichiellaceae. The transcript has a single exon. The record is from RefSeq and is a predicted model, not a curated record. The coding region runs from base 1 to 2022 and encodes 673 amino acids.
AUGCCCACAUCAAUCACCCUCACAGUCAGCCAUCUCCCCACCUCAACGUCCUUCUUCCUCUCCGCCUUACAACCUUUGAAUUACGUCUUUCGGGGACGGCAAGCAAACACGAUCGGCUUUGGACCAGAAUCCCCUGCAAAUACCCCGGCCGACUUUUGGAUCACGCAGGAAAUUCCCGGAGUACCUGCUGGAGCUGCACAUGUCGCAUUUCCAGCAGCGUCCCACGCCCAUGUUCAAGCAUUCUUUCUCGCCGCCCUCAAAGCUGGUGGCAAAAUUCAUGGCGAACCAGCUCAGAGGGACGUCACGGGAUAUUAUUCCGCCGCAGUGAUCGACUUCGAUGGUAACUCUAUCGAGGCAGUCUAUCGCCCUGGCUUUGGGGACGAGAAUAAGGAAACCGAAGAUUUGAGGAGUACGGUCUCUCACAGAACUGCUGCCCGUAGUGUGGCUAAAGCCCCAUCGACCGCCGUGGGACCACCAAGGACCGUGGUCUCGGUCAAGGCACCAACGGUUGUUUCCCAGGCUCGGAGCAAUGCUCCAUCUCAAGUCAGGACUGUCGCGGCUCAUACUCGUGUUUCGGCCGCCCCCUCAGCUCCAACAUCCGAGCCCACAGCACCCAAGCCUAAACCUCAGGGCGAUGUACUCGAUACACUGAUAAAUGAAGCACGCAACGCUGCAGGUGUCGCACGCGGCCUCGUCAAUAGCAUACGGCCGAAUCUGAUCUCUUCAAAUUCAUCACCACCAGCCACCAAUACUGCAACGAAUACAAAUUCUACCGGUUUAGGUGCCGGUGAUGCUAUUGUUGGGACGCUUCUCGGGGUGGCUGCUGGUGCUGCCCUUCAUUAUGCAUUCAGUAACCGAUCAAAGGAAAGUGCCAGUGGUGAAGAACACAAACCAGAACCUCGUCGCCCUAGUGUGGCAGGCCGGAGUAUAACUGAGCCGAAUAUGAUAGGACCCCAAUACUCUUCUGCAGGUGGAGCUUCGGCAACCUACUACGAAGGAGCUAGAGUAUAUCACGCCAUUGAGGCAGCACCAUCGGCCUACACAUACAACACCAAGAGUCACAUUGAAGAUCCAAGGAUGAUCACUAUGUAUGACAAUGACGGAGGAAAAUCAGAUUACCAAUCCACCAUCAAAGCUCCAGCUCAAACAGGGACGGCAUUUUCAAGACGGAGGAGUAUCGAUUCUGGCUUUGGCCCAGGGCCUCGAGAUCCUGAGCUUGCAUCUGAAGCAACCUCGAAGGCAAGUCGGCCAUCGAAAAAGGGGACGAAGAUGUUAGAAGCACCACCGACCAGCUACCGUGCCCCGACGGUGCUUACGACCGUAGAAACCCAGGUCUCGAAAACAAAAUCACGGUCUGGGUCGAAAAGUCGUUCCGGGAGCUUGAGCCGUGUGAUGAGUCUCGCCCGUGGUCGGAGUGGUGAGGAUGACGAGAAGAAAUCCCACGCCGGAUCAACUCGACCCAGAUCCCAAUCAAGACAGUCGGGCCACUCAAGACGCAGUAGGAAAGACGAUUUCGACGACGAAGAAGCGCGAACGGUCCUCCACGUCACAGAGUCUUCACACCGCACGAAGAGCUAUCAAAAAUCCUCCGAGCACAGCCAUUCAGGCUCGAAAGCUCCCAGUCGGUCCGGAUCGAAACACUCGCACCAUCGCCACCACCACAAAGACAGCGAGCACGACAAAGACCCCCAAGAUUACCCCCUCCCACCCUCCCGCGCCGCGACAUGGGCAGGAUCGGAGAACGGGUCUUUCGUCUCGGCGCGAUCAGGUCUCGGCCCGUCGAGAAACACGCCCGCCGCGAGGACCAUCAUUGGUAAACUCACGCCCCGGAAUCUGAAGCACAACACGGUCUACCAGGAUUUUGCGGAGAACGGCGGCAGCGAGAGCGUCAUUGGGAAACACAAGGAUAUCGCGAGGCUAGAUGUCACGAGUAAGGAAGUCAGGCCUGAAGACAGUGUCAGUCAGAUCAGUGUUGAUAGUCGUGCUAGUCGCAGGAGUAAGGCCAGUACGGUUAGACGAUAG